AUGGCGCUCCUGUGGCUCGUGGCGCUGCUGCUGGGGCUCGCAGGCGCUGGCUACAUGUACGUCCAGCACCGCAGGGAGCUCCAGCGUCGAGAUGUGAAGCUUCAGAAGGAGAAGGAGGAGCUGGCGCGUCAGCAGCUCCAUAGUCUCAACAGCAAGAAGCACAGGAGCAAGACGAAGAAGAAGGUGGACGUGACGGCCGAGUUCAAGCGGAGGAAAGAAGGAGCUGUCGCUCAAGAAGACGAGGAGGCGGAGCAGGAGCGUGCUCUGCAUGUUCUCAAGGGCCACAAGUUUGGCCUCACAGCUGCUGCCUACAGUCCGAACGGCCGCUUUGUAGCCACUGCCAGCUCGGAUCGCUCGAUUCGUCUCUACUUCCGUGAGACGCUCAAGCAGAAGCAACCCAAGGUGCACCAUAUUACUAUGGAGUACGACCAUGCUACAGCGCUGAGCUUUAGCACGGACGGACGCAGUCUAGUGGCUGCUACGGAGAACGGCACGGUGAAAGUUUACCAAAAACUGCGUGCUAAGCCGGAGCUCGUGGCGGACUUUCCUACUUUGCACAAGACGGAUGUUCACUCGGUACUCAUGAACGAUAUUGGCAGCUGGGCAACGAUCAUUACGUGCGCGGGUGAUUCCGAUACAGAUGUCAAGUUUUGGAAUCUGAGUGGUGAGCUGCUACAGACGGUGAACACGAAUCAGGUUGCCAACUACCACUGCGUCGGUUCAAAAGACAAUCGGUACAUUGCCGUUGCCGCAUACACACCGGAGGUCAAGAUCUAUGAAAUUGCACGCGAGAAGUCGGGUGCCUUCCGGAAGGUCUCAAAGAUCAUGACGCUGCAAGGGCACAGGACGGGCGUGGUCGAUAUUGCAUUUGAUGGCUCUGAUGCGUUUCCAGUGAACCGCGUAGUUACGAUCUCUAAGGAUGCAUUAGUUCGUCUGUGGGAUAUCAAUGUGCGGUACACUCUCCAAGAGGAUCCUAAGGUACUGUCGGCAUUCGCUGCCAGUGGAGAGAAGCCGUUCCAGGCAGUUGAUUUUGCACCCAAUGGAAAGAUGUUAGUCAUGGUGCGGGGUAAGGACCUUGUCUUCGUACGAGCCGGUAGCAGCGAUGAGUUUUGCACCAUUCCUAACGCGAUUGAAGAUUCCAUCAAGCGUGCAGUGUUCUCACCGGAUGGAUCCGAGGUGCUUGUGCUUGGUAAGAACUGUAAGCAUGUUAAAGUGUACAAGGCACCGGAACUGUAG
Peronospora matthiolae is the source of this 1236-nucleotide messenger RNA. Lineage: Eukaryota; Oomycota; Peronosporomycetes; Peronosporales; Peronosporaceae. The record is from the annotation of a GenBank genome assembly.